CAUGUCGCGUCCCAAGCCAUAACGUUCUCCAGGGUUCUCCACUGCAGUUUCUCUGAGCACAUAGGCUCCUUCACAGCACGUAAGCGUCGCAGUCAAGUAUUUAAGCGCCAAUUAUCAUUAAUGUUAUGAUGUUCUUUCACACCUGACCGUUUUCAGAAAUAUCGUGAUGCAAACAGCAAGUUUCGGACUGGUCUUUAUAGAUGUUGCAAACAUAAAUUGAGUCACGACAAGGUGGAAUCGUGCGCUCGACAACGUUUUAGCCUGUGAAUUAUUGGUUUUUGUCAUAAACGUUGUACAUUUGCUUUGCUUUGGAUUAAAAAAUACCUUUCUAUCCUGAAUGUAAGUGUAGGUAUAUAUUUGCAAUUGAAAGAGGCAGGGAUCGCCUGUUGUUUAAGUUAAAAUUAACGAUAUAAUGGCCACUAAGGAUUGGGACUUCCAAACCUAGAGUGUCCUUUUAAAAUGAUGAAAAUUUACUUUUUUAAAAACUUUGAAUUGAUCAAAGUUUAUAAGUAAAAUUCUACAUAGAAAUGCAUUAUUUAAGGAACAUAAAAGGUCCCGGUCCCACAAUUAAAAAAAUGAAAAUAUAACAUCUACUGUAUUAUGUUGCCCAACAUGCGUAAAAAAGUCGGUUUCUUGGAUUUCAAUAUUUUGAUAAAUGUACAUUUUUUUGCCUUGAAAAAAUUACCCUAAAAAUAUUGCUGCCUAAAAACUGUCUUCUUUUGGGCGUGGGGUUCAUAAAUUCAUUAUUGCUGGCAGGUGAGAGCUGUUUAUGAGGUGUCAUAUAAAACACUCGUGGACAGACACUGGCCUCGCCUCCGUGUUUCAGACGACAGGGCAGGCUCUAUAUAAGAGAAGGACAGGGUUCUGUUGAGACAUCCUCUGCCAACAAGCUGCAGUGACCACACCAGCACAACAGUACAACAGCCAGCCACUUCUGUGUCCCAGUGUGAGUGACAUCAUGAAAGUACUUGCGGUCAUCUUGCAUCAGCCAUGUCAGAGAAGAGAAUCAUCAAAGGAAACCCAGCAGCUCUGUACUCUCAUCCUUACAUCGCCUCUCUGCAAUAUUAUGUCCGACAAUGGCCUUCUUCAGGCUGGAAACAUAUCUGCGGAGGAUCACUCAUCAACAGGAGGUGGGUGCUCACCGCUGCUCAUUGCGUGGAUGGUCUUGUCACUAGCGAUAUGCGGAUAGAACUCGGCGCUCUAAAUCUGUACGAGAAUCCAAACCAAUACGAAGAAACCAUCAGAGUUGCAAACUACACCAAGCAUCCACAUUACAGAGCCACGGGGUCUGGAAUUCCCAACGACAUCGUCCUAAUCUACCUGACGAAAGACGCGACUCUCAACAAAAACAUACAGCUCGCUCGUCUGGCUCCCAGCGGCUCCUCCUUCGCCUACACACAAUGCGUGUUGGCCGGCUGGGGUGCGAUCAGAACAGGUUCCAACCCCCAAGACGCCGAGACCCUGAAAGAGGUGAAGAUCACCAAAAUCCCCAAUGAUCGCUGCGACAAUCUCUGGGCAGGCCAGGCCAUCACGGACUCGCACAUCUGUGUCCACGAGGCAGACAGGCAUCCCGGCCAGGCUCCUAGCGCCUGUAUGGGGGACAGCGGAGGACCCAUGAUGUGUGGACAUGGACAUGACAUCUUGGCCGGGGUCGCGUCGUGGGGAGAGAAAACCUGCAGCGGAACUCUGCCCAGCGUCUACACCAGAGUCUCCGCGUAUCUGAGCUGGAUCAGGCACCGCUUAGUGAUCCGCUCACACUCUGAGGGCCGGCCAUAUCCUUCUAAUAUUAUUAGGAAAUAAAGAAUUAACUUCAAGUCA
This is a messenger RNA of Aplysia californica (California sea hare), 1818 nucleotides long. RefSeq names its product fibrinolytic enzyme, isozyme C-like. The transcript has a single exon. Gene Ontology annotation, biological process: proteolysis. Gene Ontology annotation, molecular function: serine-type endopeptidase activity. The record is from RefSeq and is a predicted model, not a curated record. The coding region runs from base 991 to 1800 and encodes 269 amino acids. Lineage: Eukaryota; Metazoa; Mollusca; Gastropoda; Aplysiida; Aplysiidae.